Molecule: messenger RNA, 413 nt
Organism: Dromiciops gliroides (monito del monte)
Lineage: Eukaryota; Metazoa; Chordata; Mammalia; Microbiotheria; Microbiotheriidae
Gene: SPMIP11
Product: testis expressed 49
Exons: 4
Coding region: 1-357 (118 amino acids)
Source: RefSeq, a predicted model, not a curated record
AUGAGGCUGGGAAAGCCUUCUGCUGUCAUUACAGAGGAAAGGUAUCUAAAGGAGUCAGUUUCUACCAAGCUGCCCCCCAUCAUCCCAGACGGAAAUUACUGUGUGCACCAGAACAGCAAUGAAAAGUACCACAAAGCCAUCCGGAGGGUACAAUUAAAGACAUUCCACAAUCAGCUCUUUGAAGCACCUCUGACAGAUGCCCAGAAUUUCAGUUUCUGGAUGCCACAUGAACGUGGGGUGCGCCCACAAGACAUUGCUCCAUGGAUGAAGACUCCCCGACACUGCAUUAUCAAAAGCCCCAUAACCAGGUUUGUGGAUCACCUGAUACUCAAUGACCGCCUCUUCAGUUUAUAUUGAGCUGGGGCAGCAGAAGGCAGGCCUGGGGCAUAUAUACCAAGGACUGGUACUCCAGA